This is a messenger RNA of Aspergillus pseudotamarii, 891 nucleotides long. RefSeq names its product SDR family NAD(P)-dependent oxidoreductase. The transcript has 2 exons. The record is from RefSeq and is a predicted model, not a curated record. The coding region runs from base 1 to 891 and encodes 296 amino acids. NCBI's taxonomy places the organism in Eukaryota, Fungi, Ascomycota, Eurotiomycetes, Eurotiales, Aspergillaceae. Gene Ontology annotation, molecular function: oxidoreductase activity, acting on the CH-OH group of donors, NAD or NADP as acceptor.
AUGUCCAGACCCCUAGAAGGCAAAUUUGGUAUCGUCACCGGCGGUUCGCGGGGAAUCGGUGAAGCGAUAGCCCGCAACCUCGCCUCAAAAGGCUGCUCUCUACUACUAAACUACACGUCCGCGAGCUCCCAAUCGCGGACCGAAACCCUCUGCGCCGAGCUCGCAAGCCAACACUCCAUAAAAUGUCUCUGUGUGCAAGCCGACCUCCUCCACACCGAAGAAGCGGUAACCACAAUCCUCAACAGCGCUAAGGAAAACUUUAGCUCUGAGACGACAGGAACUCUUCAAGUCGACAUCCUAAUCAACAACGCAGGCGUGAGCCAGGACCGCUUCCUCAAUGACGAGGAAAAGGGCCCUAUGGACCGCGAGUACUUCAACUGGCACUAUACCAUUAACGUGCUUGCGCCGUUGCUGCUGACGCAGGCUGUUGCGCCGUUCUUGCCUACCGAUCGCAGUGGGCGCAUUGUUAAUAUCUCCAGUGUGUCGAGUAGUAUUGGAUUUACGGGCCAGACGGUGUAUGGAGGUACUAAGGCGGCGUUGGAGGCGAUGACGCGGACUUGGGCUAGGGAGUUGGCGGAUCGGGCUACGGUUAAUUCGGUGAAUCCGGGGCCGGUUAUUGGGGAUAUGUAUUUUGCUACUGGGGAGGCGUUUUGGCAGCAGAUGCAGGGAUGGCUGGACAAUACGCCAUUGAGUAAGGUUGUGGACGGAGAUGAGAAGAUGAAGAGCUUGACGGAUGAGCAACGGUAUUUGAUUAAGGAGAAAAUGGGGGGCAGACGGCCGGCCUUUACUAGUGAGAUUGCGGGGGUGGUGGGGAUGUUGUGUACCCAGGAUGGGUUCUGGUGUACGGGCAGUGUGGUGUGUGCUAAUGGGGGCAUGAAAAUGGGUCUCUGA